AUGUACUAUGUGCCUCCCAGAGACGGUCUGGGCUAUGCGUACCUGAUGCUGCCCGGCCACCCUGAGUUUCUGGCCCUUCAUGUUUUCAAGCUUUUACAUGGUACGUGCGAGGACGAGCUCUUUAAUAUUGAAGUGGCAGCUGCCAUCCACGCUUACUCGCAUGACUCCGGCAGAUGGAGCUUUAUAAAGAGCAAACAUAACACGGUCCAAGGAGACUCGGGCAUUUGCCGGGAAGGUGGCUGGGAGCAGCUAGAAAGAGCUCCCACCCUGCGGUAUGCCGUGAACCACCUUAGAGCUGUGUGGCCGUACCAAGCGGAAGAGCCAAGGAGCAAAUCCAAGAUCUGUGCCAAUGUUUUCUGUGGAGCUGGGCGGGAGUGUGCAGUGACUGAGAAGGGAGAGCCAACCUGCCUCUGCAUUGAGCAAUGCAAACCUCACAAGAGGCCUGUGUGCGGUAGCAAUGGCAAGACGUACCUGAACCACUGUGAGUUGCACCGUGAUGCCUGCCUCACUGGCUCCAAGAUCCAGGUGGAUUACGAUGGCCACUGUAAAGAAAAGAAGUCUGAGAAUCCAGCUGCAAGUCCAGUCGUCUGCUAUCAGUCGGACAGGGACGAACUUCGUCGCCGUGUCAUCCAGUGGCUGGAAGCUGAGAUUAUCCCAGAUGGCUGGUUUUCCAAGGGCAGCAACUACAGCGAAGUCCUGGACAAGUAUUUCAAGAGCUUUGACGAUGGUGAUUCUCGCUUGGACUCCACUGAAUUCCUGAAGUUUGUGGAGCAGAAUGAGACUGCUGUCAACAUCACCACCUACAUGGACCAGGAGACCAACAAGCUGCUCAGGGGACUCUGCGUAGAUGCCCUCAUCGAGCUGUCAGAUGAAAAUGCUGACUGGAAGCUCAGCUUCAGUGAAUUUCUCAAGUGCCUCAGCCCAUCCUUCAACCCACCAGAGAAAAAGUGUGCCCUGGAAGAUGAAACCUAUGAGGAUGGAGCAGAGACCCAGGUGGAGUGCAACCGCUGCGUCUGUGCCUGUGGGAACUGGGUGUGCACUGCAAUGACAUGCGAGGGGAAGAAUGAGAAGGUGCCUGCUCAGAGACAGCGACCUGAUCAAGACUUGACUGAGGAGGAGCUGGCUAGAUACGUUCAGGAACUGCAGAAGCAUCAGGAGACGGCCGAGAAGACCAAGAGAAUGAGCACCAAGGAGAUGUAAGGGGCCUCCACACUGGAGGAGCCCAGGAGGAUGGGCCCAACCUGCCACCCUGUCCUCCAGUGCUGAUCUCAGUAUGCACAAGUGUCUGCUACAGUUGCCCAGUCACAGAUAUUUACAUUGUAUAGCGAUGGGUUAUUUGUUUUGUAAUACACAGAGAAUGGGGCCAGGAAAGGGGAGCAGAGCCCACCUGUUCAGGGAGCUUUACUGCUGGGGCCUUGGAAGGCUGGGAGGGACUUAGAGCAGCCUCUGGGACCCUUUCCCAGGGCAGACAGCUGCUCCCUCCAAGAGCUAACAGGGUUUUCUUGUUCCCCUGGAUCUGGGGAAAGGACGGAGGUCAGUGCUGGAUAGAAAAGGGGGUCUUCAAUCAAUACAAUUGUCGGCACCGGCCUUGGCUGCAGAAAUACAGGCCCGGCAGUUUUGUGGCUGAGCACGUGUGCUGCAGGGCAUCAUUAGCCAAGGACCUUGCCCUGCUUACCCUCCCCUUUGGUUCAGGCUCCUCAAAGUUGGUCAGCCUGGUGUGACACCUGGAAGUCGUGGUGCCAUGCUGCUGGCAUGAGUCCAGCACGUUCCUCCUUGCUUUCCACCGGACUGUCCCCAGCAGCUCCUCCAGUACAUUGUGGGCUCCAACACAACAUGGUUCCUUUUGACCUCAUCUCACUCUUACUCUCCCUGCCCCCUCCUUAGAGGUGCUAGCAUAUUCUUUUCUUAUCACAUUCACAUGCUGACUCCCC
Molecule: messenger RNA, 1931 nt
Organism: Haliaeetus leucocephalus (bald eagle)
Lineage: Eukaryota; Metazoa; Chordata; Aves; Accipitriformes; Accipitridae
Gene: FSTL1
Product: follistatin-like 1
Exons: 13
Coding region: 1-1200 (399 amino acids)
Biological process (GO): cell differentiation; multicellular organism development; regulation of BMP signaling pathway
Molecular function (GO): protein binding
Source: RefSeq, a predicted model, not a curated record